Messenger RNA from Fusarium tjaetaba, 651 nucleotides. RefSeq lists its product as uncharacterized. The record is from RefSeq and is a predicted model, not a curated record. The coding region runs from base 1 to 651 and encodes 216 amino acids. The transcript is spliced from 3 exons. Lineage: Eukaryota; Fungi; Ascomycota; Sordariomycetes; Hypocreales; Nectriaceae.
AUGCCAGAGUCCAAUGUCAGUUUGGUUGGUAACAACUACUUUCUUUGCGGUCCCUAUGGACGAAACCUAAGUGGUGCUUCGGACAGGGAGUUCGCCAAAGCGUUCCAGCACCCUCCAGGAGUCCAUCAUGCUUUCGUGGCAAUUGGUGAAGACGACUGUUACUUCACCAAGUACUACAACGAAAGAACCGAAAGAUUCACAUGGUCUUGGUCUCUUUCCAGCUACGGUGGCCUCGACAGAGCACUCGACUCUCUUGAUGGCGACACCCCCGAGUUUGUGUCUCUCGGGAGUGACGGCUACUACUUCAUGCGAACCCAAAGCGGCCGCACCUUCUGGAAUCUGCCAGACGCAGCUGAUGAGUUCGUCGAGAACGCAGACCCAAACAGCGAUGGCGUCAAGUAUGUCUGGCUAGGAACCGAAGGCUCAUACGUGGCCCAGAAGGAGUCCGGAUACAGACAGUGGAACCUCCGUGGUAACUACGGGAGUCUAGAGCAGUCUAUCAGGACCAUGCCUAGCAUUCGGAUCCUGGGUCUGAACCUUGAGAAUGAUCGGUCAUACUUUGUGGUGUUUGAUGAUGGCGCGGUUAUGUGCAAUCCUGCCGGUACGGACUUGACUAAGGAUGCAUUCAAAGCAUGGGCUCGACGUGCAUAA